Anthonomus grandis grandis is the source of this 1579-nucleotide messenger RNA. RefSeq names its product retinol dehydrogenase 12-like. Lineage: Eukaryota; Metazoa; Arthropoda; Insecta; Coleoptera; Curculionidae. The record is from RefSeq and is a predicted model, not a curated record. The coding region runs from base 451 to 1494 and encodes 347 amino acids. The transcript has 6 exons.
GAGGUUCAAUUAAAAGAAAUCAAACGUUCAACAUUUUUUGUUCUGUCAACUGUCUUCCUCUAUUGAUAGACUGAGUAGCAGUGAAAUACUUGAAAAUGACAAUUGCAAAUUAUGCAUUGCAAUUAUGUAAUAAUCAAUAAGGAAUUCUAUGAACUUGAGGUUAUUGAAGAAGAAGUGUGGAAGUAUUGAUUGGAAGAUGAAACUGCACGACGACGAAAUAUAUCAAGCAACUAAAGAUUCCCCCGACCUUCCAAAUCAAACAUUCUAAAACAACUAAACUACAUGACAAAUAAAACACGUUGUACAUUAAUAGAUCGAUCCAAUUUUAAGAUAAUUACCCGAUAGAAUAAAGUGUUAAAUGUAAUAUCGAAUCAUACUUAGCGAUCAGGAAUUUACAGUAAUUACCUUCAGGUUAACAAGUCCGUAGCCUUUCGAAAAUUGACAUAUUUAAUGCUCGACCUUUGGCGAAAAUCCAUAAUUCUACGGGUUGCCUGCCGACCGAACAAUAAUAAUAAUAUGGGGUUGUUUUUAUUAUUUAUCGGUGCCGUUGUGAUUUUUGUGCUCUUGAAUAGAUGGUGGUGUUUUUGGUGUAGGAGUAAGGUCUGUUUGGUGGGAAAAACAGCCAUCAUUACCGGAGGAGCUUCAGGUAUUGGUUAUCAAACGGCCUUAGCGUUGGCCUCAAAGGGAUGCCGAAUCAUUAUAGCUGACAGGGCAAAUAUAGCACAGGCGGUGGAGAAAAUCAAGCAACUCACGCAUAACACCAACAUAGUUGGUAAACAAAUUGAACUUUCGUCUUUUAAAUCAGUAAGAGAGUUCGCGAAAAGUAUCAUAGAGACCGAACCAAGACUGCACAUUCUGAUUUGUAAUGCCGGUAUCGGAGACUAUCGGAUACGGACCAUCACUGAAGAUGGAUCGGAAAGAACCAUGCAGAUCAACUACUUAAGCCACUUUCUUUUGGUCAAUUUGCUUAUUGAUCUUUUAAAGAAAUCAGCACCCAGCAGGAUCAUCUUUACCAGCUCCCAAGUGGCAUACUUCUCAGAUUUAUCAGUGGAGAACAUGAUGCCUAAGGAAUCGUAUUACAAAAGAUGGCUGAUUAAAUUUAAUGGUGGAGUCUACAGCAAUUCUAAACUGGCCAUGGCAGCGGCAGCCAAAAUGUUCGCUGACAGACUGGAUGGUACCGGAGUUACAGCCAACGCAAUUCAUCCUGGAAUUGUUAAGACUCAAAUUAUCAUGAACGCCAUUAGGAAUGAUAAGAAUAUUUUUGGUUAUCCGUUUAUGUUGCUUUUUUAUUUAAUCGGGAAGACUUCAGAAGAAGGUGCACAAACACUGAUCCACCUCGCUCAUUCAGACGAAGUAAAAGACGUUACAGGACAAUCGUUCAUUGAGGGAGUCCGAUGGAUAAAACCUUUCCAGAUUACCGACACAUUUUGCAAGGAACUUUGGGAUAUUUCUGUUAAAUUAAUUCAUUUGCAAUCUGACGAAAUGACUUUAUAAAUGUUGUAAUGAAAAGUUAAUGUAGUAAAUUUACUCUCAAUGAGAAUAUGUGAUAUUUUUAUAAAUUGAAUGGUUUGGACAUUAA